This is a messenger RNA of Exophiala dermatitidis NIH/UT8656, 1752 nucleotides long. RefSeq names its product mannosyltransferase. Gene Ontology annotation, cellular component: Golgi apparatus; membrane. The record is from RefSeq and is a predicted model, not a curated record. NCBI's taxonomy places the organism in Eukaryota, Fungi, Ascomycota, Eurotiomycetes, Chaetothyriales, Herpotrichiellaceae. Gene Ontology annotation, biological process: cell wall mannoprotein biosynthetic process; protein O-linked glycosylation; protein N-linked glycosylation. Bases 319 to 1524 code for a protein of 401 amino acids. The transcript has 3 exons. Gene Ontology annotation, molecular function: alpha-1,2-mannosyltransferase activity.
GAUGUGGAUUUAUCUUUUUUCCGCCUGCAAGUGGCCGCGCAACACAACGCAACACAGCGCAACACUGGACAAUUCAACUCAUCUCAAGUUCAACGACGACUCCCACGGGUAGUGAUACUGCAACUCUGUACAGACCAAAUCUUCCACACCACCGUCGCCAUCACCGCCACCGACCGGUGUCACCACCCAAGCAAACGGUGGCCAAGUCUGCCUCCUUUCCCGCGUUCUCCCAUCUCUCCCCUACUUGCUCGCUCUGUUCUGGCCCAGGUCAUGUUCCUCUGCGCAGCUGAUGGAUGAAACCUCAACCUCCCCGUCAACAUGGCAGUCGCACGACCCGUGAGGUUCUUGGGGGCGCUGUCCGUCAUCCUCGUCUUCUUUCUGAUUUACCAAUACUUGCGCCCUGUCCCCAGCAUCUCGGUGCCCGGCGCGGCUUCUGGGAAUGGCGAGAAGAUCGCUGACAUGGAGCGUGAUCCCCUCCUAGACCCCGUUGGUGAACCCCCCGAGCCGCUUUGGCGACACACCGAUCAUGACUACUCUCCCGACAGCCCGAAUUCAGCCCGAAUUAAUGCCACUCUCCUGUCACUUGUUCGCAACGAAGAAUUGCGCGACCUGCUCCCGACCAUGAGACAACUGGAAGAAACAUGGAACCAUAAAUUCAACUACCCCUGGACGUUCUUCAACGAUGUGCCGUUCAGCGAGGAAUUCAAGAAAGCCACCCAGGAAGUCACCAAAGCCAAAUGCUCGUACCAUUUAAUCCCCAAGGAACACUGGGAGAUGCCGCCGUGGAUCAGUCAAGAUCUGUUUGAGGAGUCGUCCAAAAUCCUCAAGGAGAAUGAUGUCCAAUAUGCCGGCAAAGUAUCCUACCACCAGAUGUGUCGAUGGAACAGCGGCAUGUUCUAUCGCCACGAAGCGCUCAAAGACAUGCAAUAUUACUGGCGGGUGGAACCAAAAGUUAAAUUCUUCUGCGACGUGGAUUACGACGUCUUUCGAUACAUGCAGGACCACAACAAAACCUACGGCUUCAAUAUCAACCUCUAUGACUCGCCAGAGUCUAUUCCCUCACUGUGGCCCGAAACGGUCAAGUUCCUGGCGUCACAUCCGGAAUACCUGCACAAGAACAACGCGAUGGCUUGGUUGACCGACGCCGAGCGUCGACCGGAGCAUAACAUCAAGGCCCAUGGCUACAGUACCUGCCAUUUCUGGUCCAACUUUGAGAUUGCCGACUUGAAUUUCUGGCGUAGCAAGGUGUACGAGGAUUACUUUACCCAUCUUGAUCGGUCCGGGGGCUUUUUCUACGAGCGAUGGGGUGAUGCCCCGGUCCACAGUAUUGCUUUGGGCUUGUUUGAAGACGCCAGCAAAAUUCACUGGUUCAAGGAUAUCGGGUACAAUCAUAUCCCGUUCUACAACUGUCCCAACUCGCCCAAAUGCCGCGGUUGCGAAGCAGGAAAAUUCUACGCUGGUGAAUCAUGGCUCCAGCGGGAAGAUUGCCGGCCGCUUUGGUUCAAGUACGUGGGUACUGGUUGAACAAUCAGGUGCUAUGGUGUCGAGGCGCAGUGCUGGCUGGCUGGCAGGGGUUUCGAAAGUCCGUGUAUAAAAUAUAUUUGCAGCGUACAUACUUGAAUCAGCUGGAACUGAAACACAGGAGGGGAAUGACAAGACCGCUUUACAUCUACACAGUACGUGACAUUCGCUUGUUUCCUCCUGAUUAUAGAACCAACCAAUCUCGCCUUCACGUGCGAUAUUAGUAUUCGA